CCAUACGCUCAAAAUAUCGCGGAUGAUAUAUAGAAAUGCCAGCUAAAUUGUUGUCACCAAAAGUGUUCAAGACACUUGCAAUAUUUGCAAUGACUUGCGAAUUAUUACAUUUGAUAACCGGAGCGAAAGCAUUUGAUCCCGAAUCACAGUUCGCGAAAGAUCAUAAGUGCAAUAUUAUAGACAGAAUUGUGAAACGAGAUGGGUUUGCUCCUUAUAAACUGGAAAUUAUCGAAUGUGUCAACACCUCACCAAGUAUUUUCGUUGACGGAAAAUGUUGGAAGUUUUGCAAAGAUCCACGAAGUAAACGAAGUCUUACUCUAAAGAAGUAUCACCCAGUACCCAUUGAAUCACUCGUUGAAUUAACAGUCAGAAAAGAUGAUAAAGAAUACAGCCACACUGUCAGAGUAACUCAGGCAUGCAGGUGCGUAAAGACAAAAAAACAUGAUGGUUAUUUACAAAAUGAUCACUCAGGAAACGAAGUAGACAGCACCACACCAACUGUGGAGAUCAAUCGCUAAUUCUGCAAGAAUGUGAUCAAACAGGGCGUACGAAUGAUACGGCAUAUGGCAUUAUCACUGAGUAUAUUAAAAACACUGUAAUCAAUAUUAUGUUAUCUCGUCAAAACUUUUUUUUACAUUAACUAACAUUUGACAAGUCACAAAAGCGUCACCUGCCUUUUGUGAUGUAUCUAAACAGUCUAGAACUUUGACACCUAUUUUUUAUUUUUGAAUCGUUGAUUUGACUAUUUUAUUUAUUUAUUGUGACGUGCCUCAAACGUAAUAGUCACAUAUUGAAUUUCGAAAUAUGUUGCAAUAUACCAAUUUUUAAUAAUGCGGCGUUUCAACCCUCAAACUCUGUAUAAGGCUCAAUUAAAUGUCGGAUCGGGUUUUGCCCACCAAAUUUAUUGCAGAUCAAGUGAAGUGCUUCCAAAUUAUGGUUCCAAAUGUACUAAACUAUACUAUAAACUUUUGUCACUAACAGUAGUAGUAAUUAGAUAAAUUUAUAUAUAUUAAUUCAUUAUUGGAUAAAUUCAUUUAUAUAUUUACGGAAGAAAGUUAUUUAAAAACUUUUGUAUACUUUAUGUUUACAUGGAUCAUUUUUAUCGUGUUGUUCUAUCAUUUUAUUCUACAGCCUACAGUUUGUUUAAUAAUAGCGAGAUUGGUAA
Molecule: messenger RNA, 1165 nt
Organism: Styela clava
Lineage: Eukaryota; Metazoa; Chordata; Ascidiacea; Stolidobranchia; Styelidae
Source: RefSeq, a predicted model, not a curated record